Messenger RNA from Thamnophis sirtalis, 1748 nucleotides. The record is from RefSeq and is a predicted model, not a curated record. NCBI's taxonomy places the organism in Eukaryota, Metazoa, Chordata, Lepidosauria, Squamata, Natricidae.
AUGGUAUGUGAAAAUAACCUUCAAGGAUUGAGCCCAAAGACACUGUCAGAUAAGAGGCAGCAUCGCCUGCAGCUGUUAGAGAUAGAUGAAGCCUGCAAGAGGAUAAAGCGUGAAAUCGAUGAUCUGGGCCCCGAGGUUGGUGACAUUAAGAUCAUCCCGUUAUAUUCCACGCUUCCCCCUCAACAGCAGCAGAGGAUUUUUGAGCCCCCACCUCCCAAAAAGCCCAGCGGUGCAAUCGGACGAAAGGUUGUUGUAUCCACUAAUAUUGCCGAGACAUCCUUGACAAUAGACGGCGUUGUUUUCGUCAUUGAUCCUGGCUUUGCGAAACAAAAGGUCUACAAUCCGCGAAUCAGGGUGGAAUCUCUGUUGGUGACCGCGAUCAGCAAAGCUUCCGCUCAGCAGAGAGCCGGCCGCGCAGGUCGUACUCGCCCCGGGAAAUGUUUCCGGCUAUACACAGAGAAGGCGUACAAAACAGAGAUGCAGGACAAUACCUAUCCUGAGAUUCUGCGGUCCAACUUGGGUUCUGUGGUGUUACAGCUGAAGAAACUUGGUAUAGAUGAUUUAGUUCACUUCGAUUUUAUGGAUCCACCAGCUCCAGAAACUUUGAUGAGAGCCUUAGAGCUUCUGAAUUACUUAGCCGCUUUAAACGAUGACGGAGACUUGACUGAACUUGGCUCCAUGAUGGCGGAGUUUCCUCUUGACCCGCAGCUGGCUAAAAUGGUUAUUGCAAGUUGCGACUACAACUGUUCUAAUGAGAUUCUAUCUAUUACUGCCAUGCUGUCAGUCCCACAGUGUUUUGUUCGCCCCACGGAGGCCAAGAAAGCCGCAGACGAGGCCAAGAUGAGAUUCGCCCACAUAGACGGAGAUCAUUUGACGUUGCUGAAUGUCUACCACGCUUUCAAACAGAAUCAUGAAUCGGUUCAAUGGUGCUAUGACAACUUCAUUAACUACAGGUCCUUGAUGUCAGCGGACAACGUACGCCAACAGCUGUCACGAAUCAUGGACAGGUUUAAUUUGCCACGUAGAAGCACAGACUUCACAAGCAGGGACUAUUACAUCAAUAUACGAAAAGCCUUGGUGACCGGUUACUUCAUGCAGGUAACGUCCUCCAAAAUAAAAGGAAGGGAAGUCUCUGGGUUGGUGAAAAUUGCUCCCCAAUAUUACGACAUGAGCAACUUCCCCCAAUGCGAAGCCAAGAGGCAGCUGGACCGUAUCAUCGUCAAGCUCCAGUCCAAGGAAUACUCGCAAUACUGAUACUUUUGCCUUUUUUUUUGUUGAGUCGAACUUGCUCAGAGAACAGCGGAAAAACGAUAAAACGGAGUUUCCUCAGUUCCAGGUUGUGCUCUUUUUUUUUGCCUUGAUUCGGGAGCUUUUUAAUUUUCCUUUACAGUAAAUAUUCCAUUUUGAUUUCAUACAUUAAAAGGAUGUAUGCUCUCUUUUUAUUGUCUUCACGCUGUAACUCAUACGACGGGGGCAAACGCUGAUCAAUGUUUUGCAGUUUAUUAAAAAAAAAAAGUAGUUUUCUCUCUCUCUCUCUCUCUAUAACAAUGUUGUAAGCAUUUCUUUAGAAAUGGUUGGGAAAAAAAAUGCUUCUGAAAUGUGAUUUAUCGACCAUGGCAUGCAUGAUCGUUGUAAUUGUUGACAUUCCUUUUAGAAGUUGUGAAAUGUUACAACGUGCUUAUGUAGACGCGACCUUCAGCUUCACUACAGAAGUGUACUGACUUCAAUAAAGUCUAUUUAUACUAAAA